UCUGUUACUGAUCGAGAUAGCGGUCAAAUUUACAGAAGAAACAAGACUAAUUCCCAUUUUAAUCAAUUAAUUGUCUCCAAAAUUUGCUAGUUGCAACACAUAAGGCCAUUAGGAGCCCCCAGAAUACCAAGAUAAACGUGAGAACCUCACCUGAAUAUUCUCCUCUGAUCCUCUCUGGUUUGCUUCCUUUACAUCAUCAAUUGAUCGCUCUUUUACAGGUGAUAAUGAUAAAUCACGGAGAAGAUCAGGGCACUGAUUUGUCUUAUCCUUGCGAUGGCUAGAGGCUAAUUUCUGCAAGACCUUGGUUUAUCCUGCGAGUUAUCCAUUUAAUCUAUCUUGUGAGGUAGUUGAGAAAUCUUUUAUCCUUUGUCGAGACUCGACUCGAGUGUGACACAGCUUCGAGGUUUCUUUUUACACCAAAGCAUCAUCCCUCGCUCUUUAACAGAUAUAUAGUACUAGUGUGCUGCUGCUGCUGAAAGAGUCUUGAAUUUCUACUCAUAACAGAAGCAUCAAUGUCUGAGCAGGAGAGCCUUAGCAGCCCAAUGCCACGAGUACUUGAACCCAAGAGCCGCCCGGCCGGCGGCACGGAGCAAAGUUGGUGCAAAGCCGUUCCAGGCGGCACCGGCAUCACGGUUUUGGCUCUACUCCUCUCAAAAGCCCCAGAUGUCCCAUUUCUCCAAACUACCCUCCGCAACCUCCAAAACACCCAUCCCAUCCUCAAAUCAAAACUCCACUACGACUCCACUUCCACCACUUACUCCUACAUCAUCCCCUCAACUCCUCAGCUCCAAAUCCAACCGUUCGAUCUUGCAUCGACGUCUGAGAUUCUCCGAGGCCUCACUCGUUCAAACAGUAGCACUAUCUCCACCUCAGACUUCCGCCUGAUCCUCGAGCACGAGCUAAAUCGAAUCGUCUGGCCAAAUCCCGACCCUUCAUCAGAAGCUGAUGAUGUGGAUCUAUUCUUUGCCAGCGUGUACACUUUGAGCGAUGACAAGUGGGUCGUGGCCCUCCGGCUUCACACGUCGGUAUGCGACCGUACCACCGCGGUGUCACUGCUGAGGGAGUUGCUGAAGCUGAUGUCUGCGGACAAUGGGGAAGGGACGCAAAAGGAAAUUGACGAGGAAUUAUUGGAGGUUAGAUUGGGGAUCGAAGACUACGUGCCGAGUGGGAAGGGUAAUAAGCCAUUUUGGGCCCGGGGAGUGGACAUGCUUGGAUACUCGUUGAAUUCAUUCAGGCUGUCAAAUUUAACAUUCCAGGACACUGGCUUGCCCAGAUCUUCACAGGUCAUAAGGUUGCAAAUCAAUGCGGAUGUCACUCAAAAACUCAUUUCUGGAUGCCAAGCUAGGAACAUAAAAUUGUGCGGGCUGUUGGCGGCUGCUGCCCUAAUUGCUGCCCAUUCCGCAAAAUGCUUUCCAGACGAUCACUGGGAAAAGUACGCAGUGGUCACACUUAUUGACUGUCGUUCGCUUCUGGAUCCAGUACUCGAAAACAACGAUCACGGGUUUUAUCAUUCUGCCAUCUUAAACUCGCACGACAUUGAGGGCGGAGAGAAUUUGUGGGAGCUGGCGGAGAGAACCCACGCAUCCUAUAACAAUGCUAAAAACAACAAUAAGCACUUCUCAGACAUGCCCGACGUCAACUUUCUAAUGUGCAAGGCCAUAGAAAACCCGGGUUUGACUCCAUCUUCAUCCUUGAGAACUGCCCUGAUAUCCGUUUUUGAGGACCCUGUCAUCGAUCAUUCUAACCAGCUCCACCAAAGGGUUGGAUUGGAAGACUACGUCGGUUGCGCCUCGUCUCACGGGGUAGGCCCUUCAAUUGCAUUAUUUGAUACCAUAAGAGACGGACAACUGGACUGUGCAUGUGUGUAUCCAUCGCCUUUGCACUCCAGGGAUCAAAUGCAUGAGCUGAUCGGCGAAAUGAGAAGGAUUCUUGUGGAGGCAAGCAACGGCAUAGACACCAGCUAACCAGCUAGUGACUACAGAAGCUGAUUAGUAAUUCAUGUUUGUCUCGCAAUGGGCUUGUCGAAUGUGGAGACAGAUUUCAUUGCACAAACUUGUUCUUUGGAAUAAGCAUUGAGGUUAUGUCUCAAGUUUUAGCCGACUGGAAUUAUCACUAAAUUUUGAAUUACAACCACCUCUGUUUUUGCUUUGGUUGAUUCACUUCUUCGUCUUUCUCCUUU
Messenger RNA from Coffea eugenioides, 2179 nucleotides. RefSeq lists its product as uncharacterized. Bases 513 to 1964 code for a protein of 483 amino acids. The record is from RefSeq and is a predicted model, not a curated record. NCBI's taxonomy places the organism in Eukaryota, Viridiplantae, Streptophyta, Magnoliopsida, Gentianales, Rubiaceae. The transcript has 3 exons.